ACUUUGUCGUUGCCUAGCUUUUUUUCAGGGUUGACCACUUUAGUAACUCUAGAUCUAAGUGAUUGCAAUCUAUUGGAUGGAGCACUUCCCGACAAUAUUAGUAGCUUAUCCUCCUUGGAGUUUCUGAAUUUGAGCAGAAACAAUUUUGCACGCUUGCCAGACAGCAUUUCUCAGCUUCCAAAGCUUAAAUUUCUUUGUUUGGAUAAUUGUAGCAGACUUCAGUUAUUGCCAAAUCUUCCCUCAACUACACAAUUUGUAAUGGCUCGAGAAUGUACUUCACUCCAAAAUUAUUCCAAUCAAGUUGUUGGGUCGACUUCAGGUGGAGGAGAAUUCACUGUUAUUAGCUGCCAUAAACCGGUGAAGAAGACAUUCUGAGUGAGGUUUCUUCGCUAUAUACACACUUUCAGCCAUUGUGGGUGGAGGAGCAAAUUCAUCAAAAUGACGAAUAUCAUGGCAUGCCUCAAACUGGAAUUCCAUUUCCAUACGAUCUCUCUAAAGACAAUAGUUGGAGAGUAAUUGUGUUGCUUUUGAAAACUUUACUCAACACUACGCAUGUGAAUUCUCCUCCAACACUAAAUCUUGAAGAGUGCAGAAAGCUUUUGGUUUUUUCGAGUGUCAUUUGUUGUAUACCUGCUCUUAAAAUUCUCAUUCUCUCUAGAUGUAAAGGCCAACCUCCUUCCCCUAUUUUAUUUUCAAUUGGUGCACCCGUCACCUUGUCGUUGCCUAGCUUUUUUUCAGUGUUUACCUCGUUAGUAGCUCUAGAUCUAGGUGAUUCCAAUCUACUGGAUGGAGCACUACCCGAAGAUCUUAGUAGAUUAUCCUCCUUGGAGUCUCUGAAUUUGAGCAAAAACCAUUUCACAUGCUUGCCAGAUAGCAUUUCUCAGCUUCCAAAGCUUAAAUUUCUUUGUUUGGAUGAUUGUGGCAGGCUUCAGUUAUUGCCAAAGUUUCCCUCAACUACACAAUUUGUAAUGGCUCGAGAAUGUACUUCACUCCAAAAUUAUUCCAAUCAAGUUGUUGUGUUGCCUUCAGGUGGAGGAGAAUUCACUGUUAUUAAUUGCCUUAGCUUGGCUGCUCGUGAAGAAGACAUUCUGAGUGAGGUUUCUUCGCUAUAUACACACUUUCAGCCACUGUGGAUGGAGGAGCAAAUUCAUCAAAGUAACGAAUAUCAUGGCAUGCCUCAAACUGCAAUUAGGUUACCAUAUGAUCUCUCUAAAGACGAUAGUUGGAGAGGAAUUGUGUUGCUUUUGAAAACUUUAGUCAACACUACGCUAGUGAAUUCUCCUCGAACACUAAAUCUUGGAGAGUGCAGAAAGCUUUUGGUUUUUCCAAGUGUCAUUUGUUGCAUACCUGCCCUUAAAACUCUCAUUCUCUCUGGAUGUAAAGGUCAGCCUCAUUCCCCUGUUUUAUUUUCAAUUAGUGCAUCCCACACCAUGUCGUUGCCUAGCUUGUUUUCAGGGAUGACCUUUUUAGUAAAUCUAAAUCUAAGUUUCUGCAAUCUAUUGGAUGGAGCACUCCCUGAUGAUUUUAGUGGCUUAUCCUCCUUGGAGAUUCUGGAUUUGAGUGGAAACAAAUUCACACGCUUGCCAGACAGCAUUUAUCAGCUUCAAAAGCUUAAAUUUCUUUAUUUGGAGAAUUGUAGCAGGCUUCAGUUAUUGUCAAAUCUUCCCUCAACCACACAAUUUGUAAUGGAUCGAGAAUGCCCUUCACGCAAAAUUUUUCCCAAUCAAGUUGUAGUGUCGACUUCAGUAGGGGGGUCCAUAUCUGACGAUUUUGAGUUGAGGGAGGCGUCGAGGGCCUCUUCUAAGAAAGUUACUAGGUCGGCCCCCUCUUCUUCUCCUAAGAAAGUUACUUUGCCCUCUUCUGGUCAAAAGAAUGUUAUACAUCCAGCCCCCUCUUUUGGGUCAUCGCCUCCAACUAGAGGAAAAAUCUUGGCGGGCAUUUUUUCUGGGAUUCAAAGAAAAUUAAAGGAUCCAGCUGUAAAGAUACAGCACGAUGAUAAGCCUGAUAUCAAACGCCAGCCUCAGUGA
This is a messenger RNA of Juglans microcarpa x Juglans regia, 2027 nucleotides long. RefSeq names its product disease resistance protein RPV1-like. Gene Ontology annotation, molecular function: protein binding. NCBI's taxonomy places the organism in Eukaryota, Viridiplantae, Streptophyta, Magnoliopsida, Fagales, Juglandaceae. Bases 456 to 2027 code for a protein of 523 amino acids. The transcript is spliced from 3 exons. The record is from RefSeq and is a predicted model, not a curated record.